AUGGGCCUUGACUCUGAGAUGCAGCUUAUCAUGUCAGGUGUCCUUAAUGUCACACAGCUGGUUGGUGUCUUCUCGAGCUUGUGGACCCUUGAUCGAUUUGGUCGUCGAACUAUCCUGCUUACUGGCAGCUUCCUGAUGUUUGUCCCGCACCUUAUUAUUGCUGUCUUGGGCUGGACAAGUGUCACGUUCCUGCUCUUCUAUAUGCUUGCCUUUGGUGCCUCGUGGGGACCCGUCCCUUGGGCUAUGCCAGCCGAGGUCUUCCCAUCAAGCCUACGUGCCAAGGGUGUGGCCAUUUCGACAUGUUCAAACUGGAUCAACAACUUCAUUAUCGGUCUCAUCACACCUCCGCUCGUUCAAAAGACUGGCUUUGGAGCUUAUGUUUUCUUCGCUGUGUUCUGCCUAUUGUCUCUGGUUUGGGUUUGGUUCUGUGUGCCGGAGACCAAUGGUAAGACUUUGGAAGAGAUGGACGAGGUUUUCAAUGAUAGAAGCGGUGUGGAAGAUAUUACAAAGAAGGAACGUACUCUUCGCGAGGUGUAUGACGAGAAGGUAGCUCGAGACGCAGCUUGA
Fusarium vanettenii 77-13-4 is the source of this 567-nucleotide messenger RNA. RefSeq lists its product as uncharacterized. Gene Ontology annotation, biological process: transmembrane transport; carbohydrate transport. The record is from RefSeq and is a predicted model, not a curated record. Gene Ontology annotation, molecular function: carbohydrate:proton symporter activity. The coding region runs from base 1 to 567 and encodes 188 amino acids. The transcript has 2 exons. Gene Ontology annotation, cellular component: membrane. Lineage: Eukaryota; Fungi; Ascomycota; Sordariomycetes; Hypocreales; Nectriaceae.